Messenger RNA from Cannabis sativa, 954 nucleotides. RefSeq lists its product as uncharacterized. Bases 1 to 954 code for a protein of 317 amino acids. The transcript has a single exon. The record is from RefSeq and is a predicted model, not a curated record. NCBI's taxonomy places the organism in Eukaryota, Viridiplantae, Streptophyta, Magnoliopsida, Rosales, Cannabaceae.
AUGAAUUCUACUCCUCCUAUUCUGAGAUCUGCAACUGUUGUGAGGAAUUUAGAAAACUCUUUUAAAAAUUCACAGCAAGAUAGGAUGGUGAAGAUUGAAUUAGAGGAUAUAGAAGAUGAGGUUAAUUACUGGAAACCUUCAUUGGUGUGUUAUGUUCUUGGAGCCAAUCCACCUUUACAUGUAUUAGAAGGCUUUGCAAAACGUAAAUGGAAUGACAAUGUGGAUAAAGUAAAAUUGCUAGCCUAUGGAGUGUUCUUGAUUAGAUUUCAUUCGGUUGGACAAAGAGAUGAAGUUUUGAAUGGGGGUUAUAUUUUCUUCAAUCGAAAACCGGUCAUUAUGAAACCAUGGGACCCGAAUGUUAGUAUUAAGAAAGAAGAUGUGAAAAUGGUGCCAAUUUGGAUACAAUUAGAGGACUUAGACCUCAAAUAUUGGGGGGAAAAGUCUUUGUUCAAAAUAGUUGGGCAAUUGGGGAAACCUAUUAUGGUGGAUGCGAUUACAAGGGAACGAGAAAGGCUUAUGUUUCCAAGGGUGUUGAUAGAGGUUAGUAUUGAGCAAGAACUUCCAGGCUUGAUUGAAUUUGUGAAUGAGUAUGGAAGUACCACUACUGUUAUUGUACAGUAUGAAUGGAAGCCUACCUUAUGUCAACAAUGCCAUGGCAUGGGACAUGUGACAGCCGAAUGUAAGAAGAUGAUUCAGCCUAAGAAAGAAUGGAUAGUGAAGAAGGAUAACAGGGGAGUCAACAAAAAAAUUAUACUCGAUGAGGAGGGAUUUCAACCGGUUUCUGGAGGGAAGAAAAGCAGAUUACAAGAAGCACCUGCUGAAACCGAAUUGCAGAACACUUUUAGUGUGCUAAUAGCAGCAGGUGGUGAGAAACAGGACUACCAAGAAGUGGAAAUUGGGGCAAAACAGAAUAAUACAAGAGAGGGGGGAGAUCCCUCUCUUGGAAAUGGAUAA